This is a messenger RNA of Magallana angulata, 5088 nucleotides long. Its product is annotated as receptor-type tyrosine-protein phosphatase kappa-like. Lineage: Eukaryota; Metazoa; Mollusca; Bivalvia; Ostreida; Ostreidae. Gene Ontology annotation, molecular function: protein tyrosine phosphatase activity. The transcript has 26 exons. The record is from RefSeq and is a predicted model, not a curated record. The coding region runs from base 45 to 3242 and encodes 1065 amino acids. Gene Ontology annotation, biological process: protein dephosphorylation.
AUUGUACUUCCGUAAAUUGAGACGAGAAUGGAAACUGAGGAAAGAUGAGCAACAAGUGGUUUAUAAUCUUUAUUUUACUCUUUCUGUUCCUCUUAAUCAGUAUAUCAUGUGCCCGUGUGUGUCCAUUAGGCAAAUUUGGAUGGCAUUGUAAGUUUUCAUGUUUUUGUGCGGAAGGAGACUGUGACUCUGACACUGGUUACUGUCCUUCAGGCUGUAAAAAGAAUCGCUAUGGACCAGGAUGUCAGCUUCUGUCGGUGUAUCGAUACUCCAAGCUAGCACACGGUUACCUUGGAAACGCUGACAGAACCGAAUCAGGCAAACAAUGCGUGCUGUGGAACAACACAGUCUUUGUGGAGUUUUACGGGCUGAAGGCAUCGAAUUUUCCUGACAAAGAGAUUCCUGGGGCUGUCUGUCGAAACCCACAGGACCAAAGCUUGAAUAAAUUGGGACUGACAGACAAAGGGCCUUGGUGCUUCACUAACUAUAUAGAGGAUUCCACCUACAUGGACACGUGUGACCUUCCACUUCGAGGUUGUGACCCGGGAAGAUUCGGUGAGAUGUGCGAGUUUGAGUGCCACUGUAAGAAUGAGGAACCAUGCUCUCAACUCGGCAGCUGUCCCCACGGGUGUCACCCGGGCUGGAUGAACACCACGUGCCAGACUCGAUGUGAGUCUGGUCACUAUGGCGAUGGCUGUAAGUCAACUUGUGGACAUUGCAAGUCAGCCCCGUGUGACUUUGAGAUGGGAGAUUGUGAGGAUGGAUGCUCUGCAGGGUGGAAAGGAUCGCUCUGUAAAACAGGUUGUGACGCAGGAGAAUAUGGAGAGAACUGUCAGGAAGCUUGUGGGGCGUGUAUUGAGGGGACAUGUGACAGCGGCACUGGUCAGUGUGUCCGUGGGUGUCAGGAUGGCUACACAGGCGCCCUCUGUAAAACAGAGUGUGAUGCUGGCCGGUACGGAACGAACUGCAGCGGGACGUGUGGACAUUGUUUAUCAGGGAACUGCCAUUUUGUGUCGGGGGCGUGUAUGGGAGGAUGCUCCCCAGGCUGGCAGGGAGAGAAGUGUCAGGAGGCAUGUGAUGACUUUUCCUAUGGAGAGAACUGCUCCUCUAAGUGUGGGGCCUGUCGAGGCCUGACUCCCUGUCACAAGGAGACCGGACUGUGUACAGAGGGCUGUGAGCCCGAGUUUGUGGGCAACCUUUGUUUGGACUUAGCCCCACCUAUCAAGUUACCACAGAACUCCUCACUGGGAAGUGCGUUGGGAGGAGUGGCAGCAGUGCUCAUUGUCAUAGCGAUCGCUUUUGUUGUGUUCAUUCUGAUCAGGCGUAGAAGGAAGAGAAAAGACCCAUUGAGUAUGAAGCUUAAAACAGAUGAAGAACGGAAAUCAACAGACUUUCCCCCAAGCAAGGAGACAGAUGGGCUGAUCGCUAAUGAGUCUUCCAUGUCUGAUCACCUUGACGAUACGGACCCUAACCUGAACGAACCAAUCUACGCCAAUGUGAACUCCAAGAAACAGAGCAGUCCAGUCCAACUGCCGGACCUGUUUGAAUACAUCCGCGAAAACAAGAAAAAUGAGUGCGAAGGAUUCAAAAAGGAAUUCAAUGAACUUCCUCAUGGACUGAUGGCUUUGUGUGAUGAGGCCAGGAAACCUGCCAACAAACCCAAGAAUAGAUACGGAAAUAUAACUGCCUAUGACCACUCCCGAGUUGUGUUGGAGCCACUUCCCAACGAUCCAAACUCAGAUUACAUUAAUGCUAACUUCGUAGACGGUUACAACAGGAAAGAGGCGUACAUUGCAUCACAAGGCCCCACCAAAGUUAUGAUCCGAGAUUUCUGGAGGAUGGUUUGGCAGAAGCGAGUUUGUAAGAUAGUUAUGCUGACCAACCUAAUGGAAGCCUGCAAGAAAAAGUGUGAGCAGUACUGGUCAGAGGAGGGGGCAGCUAAGUACGGCGACAUCAGUGUGGAGAUGUUGGACACCGCCCUCUUCAACGACUUCACCAUCAGGACGUUUAAAAUCGCUGCGAACGGAAGUAGUCGGAUUGUGAAACAGUUCCACUUCACCAGCUGGUCUGACCACGGAGCCCUGAUUUAUCCCACGCCUCUGCUGACCUUCCGAAGGAAAGUCCGAAUGUACAGUCCGGACAGCACUGCUCCAGUGGUCGUUCACUGCAGUGCUGGAAUUGGGCGGUCAGGGACAUACAUUGCCUUAGACUACCUUCUGGACCAGGCCAAGAAUGAGAGCAUUGUAGAUAUCUUGAAGUGUGCCCAGCUGAUGCGAGCCAAUAGAAUCAACAUGAUUCAAACCUGGGAGCAGUAUGUGUUUGUUUACGAGACCCUACUAGAGGCUAGCCUGGCAGGGGAGACGACCAUUCCACACUCGGCGUUCCGAGCCCAGUAUGAGGAGCUAUGUAGGCCGGCGGAGGACGAGGGACCCACUCAGAUGGAGAAGCAGUUUCAGGUUCUACAGAAACUAACCACUAGCAUUGAUAGUGCCCAAUUUAAAGAAGCGUUAGAGCCAGAAAAUGUCAGCAAAAACCGGGUCAAGAACAUCUUACCGGCGAGGCGCUGUCGACCCAAUCUGUAUACCCAGGUAGAGGGCUGCAAUAACUACAUCAACGCCAUGUUUCUCCCGGGUUACAUCCAUCGGGACUCCUUCAUUGUUACACAGAUGCCGCUACCCAACACUGUAGCCGACUUUUGGAGGAUGCUGUAUGACUACAACUCGCACACAGUGGUCAUGUUGAAUGAGUUUGACAGAAAUGACAAGAGCUGUGCGUUGUAUUGGCCGGAGGAGUAUGGUUACACAGUGGAGUACGACCCUCUCAGUAUAGAACUCCUGUCUUCCACCGAGGACAACAAUGUCUCCAUCCGGAUCUUCAAACUCAGCAACCGCAUCAAGAAAGAAGAGCGUGCAAUCAAACAGUUCCAGCUGAAAACCUGGACGGAGAAUCAAAUUGUGCCAAGUAAUCCUGAUGCCUUGAUGCAUGUCAUAGAGAUGGUUUAUGAUUGGAUGAAGCAGAAUGGCAAAGGACCAAUCACAGUCCAUUGCAUGAACGGAGCUAAGAAGAGUGGACUAUUCUGCGGCAUUAACCUAAUGUUUGAGAGAAUGCAGAGAGACCACGAAGUGGACGUCUUCCAGACCCUCAAAACCAUCCGGGUCAACCGCCCUCAGUUCAUUGAGGACAGUGAGCAAUACCAGUUCUGCUACCAGAUGGCGCUGAAGUACCUGGAUUAUAAUGAUCUGUAGAAGGACAGAAGAUCUCUGUACAGCAACCCUCCACAAAGUGUAUUCAUAGAUGUAUAUCUACACACUGUCUGUCUGUGUGUCCUACACGUGUCUGUCUGUGUGUCCUACAAGUCUGUCUGUGUGUCUGUAUGACAGGUGCUAUUCAGUAUUCUCUCUGUAAGGACCAAUGUGGUAAAACUCGGUUGUGAUUCUAUUGUUAGAAAGGUUGUUCUUACUGUUCUAUACAUACAGGUUGUGUAAUAUGCCAUGAAUGUGAUCUAUUGUUACAUGUACUUUGUCUUAUAUUAGAAUUUGUAGUGCAUAUUUUUGUUUCUCAUUUAACGUGAAAGAAGUAUUACAACAAAGACCUAUUUUUAUACACAUGUACAUUACAGUUAUACAAGUUGUUUUUAACAUUCCUAUUUUCUGAGACUUUAGCAUUCUACUAAGGUUGUGAUGAGUACUUUUCUGUAUGUAAUAAAUUUAUCAGAUUUUAUAUUUUUAACACACAAGCAUUGUAACCUUACACCAAGACAUUGUGGAUCUGACAACAAAACCUCGUUUCUGAGGCCUAUGUUAUUUUCGGAUCUGUGGAAGCUCAGAGUGAUGUGGAAUGUCUUGGCAAAAACCAGGCGAUGCCUUUUGUAAACCAUGUCAGAUCUUGGCAGUUUUUCAUUCAUGUACCUUGGUAUCAAAUGGACCAAAAAUAUUUUUGCCAAAAUUAUCUGACCUUUGCAACAUAUUUAUUCAAAUUUCUAUACAUUGUAUGCUUCCGUACAUACAUGCACGUUUACUUUAGAGUUUGAAAUGAAAAGCUAGUACUGUUAUAUAAUUUAAAAUUUUCAUAAAAUUCUUCUCUUGGUGUAGCUCAAUCAAGAAAUCAAUGAUUCCAGAAUAGCCUAAUGUUCGAGGUUUAUUUUGGGUUUUUUUAUCAAAGUCAUGCAUACUUUUUUACAUGUCAUUUUUUUCAGAGUUAUUCACUCAAAUUAUUUGGGCAUACUUAUUUCAUUCCAAAGUUACUUAUACACAUACAAAUACAUUCAAAUAUAGAUGCUUGCUUUUCAAAUUCCAAUAUUUUUUAUAUUAUCUUGUUUCAUUGUUUUAUGUACAUUUCAUAUAACCUGGUAAUGUUAGUUAAAAUGUGUGUACUUUUAAAUAUAUAAAGCUUUGUUAACAUGAUAAAUACUCAAUGAAAUAACUUGUAAGUGUGCUGGCCCCAAUAUAGCAUGUGAUGUCUGUGAACCAAUCAUGUAGCUCUGUUUGUUUGCCUAACUCCAUUGUACCUAGAUUUACUGCUGAAGAAUUGCAGGCAGUCUCAUUGUAAGUUACAAGAAUGUGGAUCAAUAAACAAAGCUUUAUUGUGCAAAAUGUAUGUUUCUACAACCAAAGCUUUAUUGUGUGUGUAUCAUGUAUUGGAAAAGAAAACUACCUGCAAUUGUUAACUUUUUACUGUGUUUAAUGGUGUGUAACAACUGCUGAAAUGACUUAUAUCCAGUGAUACAUCAUUGAUCACAUUUUGUUAAAAUGAUGACUUGGUAAACAUACUGAAAAAAGGUGUUUUUUUUUCCUUUUAAUUCAAGAUAGUACUUUAAAAUUGGGCUGUUAUAGGGAAGGAGUGGCUUAUUGCAAAACAUAUGGUCUCAUGAAUUAUUAUUUUUAUGAUUUCCAAACUUUUGAAUGUCUCUACAUGAAGUUAAAAAUAAUUUAAUUAUUUUCAUGUCUCAUUGUCUGUCUUCAAAAAAAAAUUUCAAUCUUGAAUGCAAAUUAAUGUACCGGUAUGUUUAUGUGAAACAAUUGUAAUACAUGUAUUUGCCAAAAUUGUAUACAUUUACAGGUAGAUAAUAAAGUGAACAAAAAGUCAACAACA